GUUUGGUCGCCAAACAUUUACCGUUUGGACAAGCCUUUACACAAUAUAACUUGUUGCUGCGGAGCGACCGUGGGGAGCGAGCAGCAACAUAAUCAGGAUUUAAGGGAAAUAUAUAAGGGGCGACGAAUUCUCGAAUUCAUCACUUUUUACCACAAUGCAUUGCAUUUAACCACACUUUUUACCACAAUGCAUUGCAUUUAACCAGAGUGCACUGCGCCACUUUUAACCAGAGUUCUCUGCGGCAUUGCGCGAGGAAAGCACGAGGAUGUCAUACCGUCGUACCGUCGUCUUUUCGCAUGAAUUCCAGUGAGAAAGGUUAGUGGUAAUGUUUUGCCUUGAUUUACGUGUACUACGAGUUGAAGAAGCUCGUGCUUGACUUUUCCAACUCCCGCUUUCGUUUUUAAUGCAGUAUGUGAAAGUUUUACAAAUCUGGACGCUUUCGAUUUUCGCGAUCUGUAUCGUUUCAUGUCCAAACAUAAGUUUAGUUCACCAUGUGCUUAUCUUGUCGCGAUCUCUUGAUAUGUACACAUCACAAGUUGAUACAUACAAGGACAGAUGUUAAGUUACAUUUUCGUUGUUGUUUUUUUCUUGCAGACAAGUUGGAAGUAUUUAUUUGAUGCAAGGACAAAGCAUGGUUGGUCAUUUACAUAACCUCUCACCUAUAAAGACAAGCCAAAACAAGAAUCAAUAUUUCUCGCUAAAUUUCCAGACAAACUCUCAAGUGUAUCGUGCUGUGUGCUUCUCUCCAGAGAAGCAUUCAGUGCUCAAGCGCAAGCUCGAAUCUUCAUCACCAGUCAAGAUAAACAAAUUCCAGCUGAAGAAAAACCUGAAGACCGAAAAGGAAGAACUGAUUCUCAACAAGAGAACAAGAAUUGAAGAUCCAAACGAAAGUGAGAUGGAUUUUGACCUUCAGAAAAUAGAAGAAGAAACCGUGGAAGCUAUAGACAGCUCAAUAGAAGAAAUUCAGGAGAAACAAAACAAUACCCUGGUAAACAUUGCUGGCCGUGUCUUAUUCAAUGGCACGGCUGAAACUGUGGAUGUUCGUGGAAAAACUUUAACUAAACAAGAAGCAAUGUUUACAGAUAACAGUGGUUCUCUUCGUCUGGUCUUGUGGGAACAAGAUACAAGGAAAAUGAAAUCUAACCAAUGUUACAAUUUAUCAAAUGUUGCCAUCAAAGAAUUUAAUGGCACAAACUAUUUAACAUUGACCAAAUACAGCAAUGUAACUGAAGCCACCAAACUGAAUAUAACUCGACACGAUGAUGUUCCAGACAACAUACAACAAGUGCAAGUGCAAUUCCCACCACACGGAAUUAACUAUGUUCAGUCAUAUCUAACCUGCAACAAGUGUCACUCAAAAGUCAUAGACAGUGACAAGAAAAUAAUAAAAUGCUCCGAGUGUGGCCUAACACAACUGAAGACCAAAUGUCGUAAUAAAGUUAUGGCAAGUAUUCUGACAAUCACUGCCAAAGACACAAUGUCCUUAAAUAUAUUUGAUGAUAUUAUUAAAAAACUGUAUGCCAUCAAAAGAGAACAGGAUGCAGAGUUCAAGAAAGAAUUUCCAGACCUCAAUGAUGAUGACAUUACCGAGCUCAUUCUUACUGUUCAAGCAACUGUUGUAUUCAAAGACAAAAGUGCCAAAGAAGUAAUCACAUCAGGGUAAAAUCAUGAACAAUGCUCUUUGCAGAGACUGACAGUGACUUUCCAACAUGUAAAUAGAUCAUUCAAUGUCGUUCUCGUUUAGUUCAAAAGUUCUGUUACCUAUAUUUUCGUCAUUGGCAGUAUAUUUUCCCUAAAAUUUUACUCUAAUUUUCAGAAUUGUUGUAACCAUUUCAAUUAAAACAUGUUACAUUUGUCACUAGUAGCACCUGGGAACUGCUGAUUAAUAAUUAUUGGUUUUAUUGACAAGUAGGCAUUAUUACUUUUGUAAAUUAUAGGAGGAAACUCCACACAAAAACCCAUUGCCAUUGAGUUUUACUUAAAAGUUGUAUUACAUUAAUUUCUUGGAAAAUCUUUUUGACCAAUUUUUCACACUAAUUGUCAAAAUAUUUGUAACCAUUGUUAUUAAAAUACGUUGUUGUUCUUGGUACAAGUGACACCCAAAGACUGCUUUCUGAUAUACUAUUUAUGUUUGUAAUUUCAAAAAGAGUGAUUUCACUUGACCUGUGAAACAGAGAAUAACAACUAGUGCAAAAUAGCUACAAGUAAACAAAAGAACACAAUGGAAUAAUAGCACGCAAUAUUCUACUACCUAUUUCACAGGUAAAGUAAGAUCAUUCUAAAAGACAUCAAUAUUUGGUAUAACUUAUGUUAAACCAAAGCAUGCCACUGCAAAGGAUGAUUGGCAAUAAUAAUACCCCACCCCCCUAAAAACAAGGCUUCAUCCGAUACACCUAUAUGAAAAUAACACUGCCUAAACAGAUCAAAUGUUCACACUGAAUAACAUUUGACAACUUGGACCUACUACGAUUAUAAUUCACCUUCAUACUUCCACAUAUGUAAAUUUGUUUUUCCCUAGGGAGUAGGAGUGUGAUCUUAGUUUUAGAAACACUACACAAUUUGUGACUUAACUUUCAGAAAUAAAGGACCAUUAACACGCAAGCAGAUGGAUCAAAGACUAACUAAUGUCGACAUCAACAGAAUGUGCCGCAGCAUUACUAUCUUUUAGAUACCCUAGUAUUGUAUCAGUAUUGUAUUCCCAGCUGUAUACAUUAGCAAAUCAACCCUACAUUGUGCGCAUCGUUGAGUUUAGAGUCAGUUCAUGAAAGAAGUUCGACUGAACUUAACAGUUUGCAGCUUAGUACGUUCUUAACGUGUCAUGAGCACGUCUAAACAUUCAUCAAACCCUAACGUUUGCCAGCGGUCCAAACAUUACAAGUCUGACUGAACUGAUUAGACUCUUUGUGUUCGACAAAGUCAGUUGCGAGACGUUUCAUAUAUUUGGCGGGUUAUUCUAAAAAACGCAUUGUUUACAUGCCUCAGUGAUAUUUCUCAAUUAUAAGUAGCUUUGCCAUUCUGCUGUCCGUGAGUUAAGUUUGACAUUCACUCAUUUGUAAAUAAAGUCAUAGCUAGUACAUUAGAAAAACGGGGUGUCACGAAACAUUGUUUGAUCGAUGCGACAGCGAUAAAUCGGAGAAGAUAUUUGUCUCGCUUAUUUCUGGCUGUCGCCUCUAUAUGAAAAUUGCGUGACCAUAAAACAUUUAGGUGAUAAGAAUUGUGAAGGGUUAAUUUUUCUUUUUUUUAAUUUCGAGGGGUCUGAGUUUUCGCGGUCUGAGGUCUGACUUUUCGGAGUCUGAGUUUUCGUGACACUCCAGAAAAACGCGAAUAACUGUGGGAAUAAUUGCAUGCAAAUUCAUGGUGCGAUUAAUCAGUUUGCUAAUUAAACAGUUUGAUAAGAAAAGGUACAAUGUAUGUUUUUACAUAUAAAUGCAUGACAUAAUUGGCAUCAUCAAUUAAUUUAAGUAGUUGGCGCCAAAAUUCACUUUCUCUAAAAGAAAUAUCCAUAAGUUAAGGAAUGUGGCAUUUGUUACUUGACUUGUUUAUAUAGUCGUUAGCACUAUUUAUGAACUCAUCUAGACGCUGCAUAUGUGUUCGAUACGAGUUAUUUGGUUCUUCAACCAGCCAUGUACGGUGAAUCGUUUACCAAUACGAAAGACCAAGCAAUGCGCUACAGCUAACCAAUGACAAUAGACGUCAAUUUAUAAAAUCUUUGUGAAUACCUGAAUUCAGCGUUGUCUCAACUUUAUACGUUCU
Messenger RNA from Orbicella faveolata, 3753 nucleotides. RefSeq lists its product as uncharacterized. The record is from RefSeq and is a predicted model, not a curated record. NCBI's taxonomy places the organism in Eukaryota, Metazoa, Cnidaria, Anthozoa, Scleractinia, Merulinidae.